UCAAAAAAAAAAUACAUUUUGGAAACAUUCUCAUCCACUUCUCUGUAAUCAUCUAAUAUAUUUUCACAGGAUUGAAGCAUUUCAACUACACAAGUAUACAGUACCGUUCAUGUUUUUCCUACCGAUGUCCGGAAUAAUAUGUUGUGCAGUGUGUGUUGCUGUCAAAAUUUACAAAAUGCGCCAUUGUGAUAUUUCAAGAACAUCAAGUCCCGACAGAAUAAGAAAUGAAAACAAAGCUAUCCUUCAGGUGUCGCUCAUUGUUCUCUCGUUUCUACUGGGAUACCUUGGGAACGCUGUGAACAGACUUCUUCUAUCGAUGCCCUUCUAUUCUACGAUUCCUCUUUCCUUAAGGACUUGGUUUAUCUUUAUCAGUUACCUGCUUCUAAGAUUGAGUGAAUGUCUAAAUCCUGUUUUCUACUGCCUUGGUUCUGAUACAUUGAUGAAGGCCACAAAGGAGAUAUUUUUCAAAAGAAAGCUUGACACAGUCGGGGGUGGAAACAGGAAUCUACAACCUCCGAACAACAUUUCAGUGUCAGUCUCCCGUACCAGAAUAUCCUUGACGUAAAAUAAACAAACAUUUCAAAAGCGACUAAAUGUGAUUGGCUGAAUUGUGGAGUUCACACGGUGAAAUUAUGUCUAUGAUUAGUUUUUUUGUAAAUGUGAUCUCGAUAUGUUUUUGCCUGAACCACAAUAAUUUUUUCGGGUUUGUUAUCUGUCAUUAGUAACAAUAAUUAGAGUUUUUCGGGUCUGUUUUGAAUACUAGAAUUGCAGUUGUAAAUAUCGAAUAUUUAUGAUACGUUAUGUAAAAUAUGAAAGUCUGAAUUUUUAUUUGCAAGUAAAAUUAC
This is a messenger RNA of Styela clava, 845 nucleotides long. The record is from RefSeq and is a predicted model, not a curated record. NCBI's taxonomy places the organism in Eukaryota, Metazoa, Chordata, Ascidiacea, Stolidobranchia, Styelidae.